UUACAGUGCUGUUAAAAAUAGAACUGCCAACCUGUUCUAAACUAAACAGCUGUUAAAUGUAAAUAUAAACAAGUUUUAAAAAUGCCGACUUUUGCCAAUUUUAACGUAAAAACCACAAUUGAUUGCAAACAAGGAGCUGUUCGAGCCGUGCGAUACAAUGUGGACGGCAGCUACUGCUUGAGUUGUGGGUCUGAUAAAAAGAUAAAACUUUGGAAUCCGGUAUCGGGACUCCUCCUGAAAACUUACGGCGGCCAUGCCGAUGAAGUUACGGACGUGGCAGGUAGCUGUGACAGCAGUCACAUCGUUUCCUCCAGUUUGGACAAGAGCGUCAUCUACUGGGACGUGUCUACGGGAACUCCGGUACGGCGUCUGCGUAGCCAUGCGGGUGGCGUGCGAUGCGUCUGCUUCAACGAGGACUCUUCGGUGGCCAUUUCCGGAGGCAGGGACAAUGCCGUUAUGUGCUGGGACAUUCGCACCCGCCGCCUUGAUCCCGUGCAAGUGAUGAAGGAGGCUCGGGACUGCAUAACAACAGUCCUGACCAACGAGAACAGAAUCUAUGCCGCCUCCCUGGACGGCUGCGUGCGGACCUACGAUAUCCGGGUGGGUGAAAUGACCUGCGAUAAAGUAGGAGAGCCCAUCACCUAUCUGGCUCAGACGAGAGACGAACAGUGCCUGGUGGCGGGCUGUCAGGAUGGUGUGGUUCGUCUGGUGGACUGCGAGACCGGCGGCCUACUCUUGGAGUACAAGGGCCAUCUAGCAGAUGACUAUCAUAUCGAGUGCGGCAUCCUGGCCAACGAUGCUCACAUCGUAUCGGGCUCUGGGAACGGACAUGCCUUUGUGUGGGAUCUCCUCGAGGGAAAUGUUCUCCAGAAGAUUCGCAUAAGUGACAACGGUGGGGUAGUCCACUCCUUGGCCACUCACCCGAAGCGACAGGAGCUGCUGUUUGCCAGGCGCCGGGAUAUGUACGUCUUCUCCGCAGACUUGCAGAUAGAAGAGGAGCAAUUAUAGAUGCUCCCUGAUAGACUAUGCUAGAAUAUAGAUUAGGAUGUAAUAUAGAUUUUAAGGAA
This is a messenger RNA of Drosophila bipectinata, 1067 nucleotides long. RefSeq names its product WD repeat domain-containing protein 83. Gene Ontology annotation, molecular function: protein binding. NCBI's taxonomy places the organism in Eukaryota, Metazoa, Arthropoda, Insecta, Diptera, Drosophilidae. The record is from RefSeq and is a predicted model, not a curated record. Gene Ontology annotation, biological process: mRNA splicing, via spliceosome. Gene Ontology annotation, cellular component: catalytic step 2 spliceosome.